GAGCUUCACUAAUGAAAUGAAAAUCAAAUAAAAAUGUUCGGGAAAAUUAAUAAUUUCUUUUCUUUUCUGUUUUAACGCUUCGGCAUUUACAUUUUUCUUAUGUUGUGAUUGAAAAUUAAGAAUAAAAAUGUGAAUUAAUCGCUUAAGUUUUUUACCGUCUUAGGUGUGAACUCAUUGUAAGCAUAUCAGCAAGUAUUGUUGUGUGCAAAACAUCCCAAGAUAAUGGAGCAUGUCCAAGAAUUUUGGCCGCAGAGGCGUCCAAUGCGAAGCCGAUCAAAAGCAACGAUAGCUCAACGAAAAGGAAUUUUUACGUUCCUUUCGGAGGGCACCUUCACAAAGCUUCCCGACAACAACAUUAUUAACUUGUAUCAGACAUUCAUCGAAGGCGUUCUGGUUGCCGAGAAGAAACAGCAACCGAACCAGCCUGGAAUAGAGUUUUCUCGCCUGUUCAAAACAGUCUGGGAGAGCUUCGGAAAGUUUCAGGUCUUCCACACAGCCGGUGAGGUGAACCGGCUGGUGCGUUGGGCGCUGCGGGACCUGAAGCGACAGGGCCGGAUCCAGCGCACCCACAAGGGUCGCUACUUUGCCUGCCUGUUACCGGAGCAGCCUCAGCCGGGCUGCUGUCCGCCGGUGCUGGGCCUGCCGCCCGGCCAGCGGUUCCUGGCCUCGCGCUGGGGCAGCCAGCGCCGCCACCUCGUCUCCACCCUCCACCGCUGGGACCAGUACAACCAGAGGCGCAGCCAGCGACUGGCCAGGACACCGGACCUGCCCGGCCAGCGACUGACCAGAACAGCGGACCUGUCCGUACCACCCUCGCCGAGCGCCGGACCUGUGCGCGGACCCGGGCCAGCGCGCGGACCCGGAGCCGUGGCUGGACCCGUCCGCGGCCCCGGACCCGGACCUGGAUCCAUCCGCGGACCGGGACCCUCGACCGGACCCAUCCGUGGACCCGGACCUGUGCCCGGACCCGGACACCCAGUUCCGGGCGUCGCCGAGGCGGUGGUGGGUGGCGUUCCUCGGGUGCGACCUCGUCUUGAGCCGCCGCCGCCACCGCGUCCCAUGUCGGCCCCCUCGCUGUCGACCCUUUACGGCAGGGUGCCGCGCCUGUUCCCCGGGGGCUGACCGCCGCGGGAGGCAGUGGAGCAGAGGUCCGUCCCGGUCCGUCCUGUGCCGUCUGAGCUGGUCCCUGGCCACUGGAGAGACCCCGUGCCAGAGCCUCGGCGGGCGGCAGGAGCUGUGCAGUGGUCAAUAUAAGAUAGAUGCUUUA
This is a messenger RNA of Amphibalanus amphitrite, 1267 nucleotides long. RefSeq lists its product as uncharacterized. The transcript has 3 exons. NCBI's taxonomy places the organism in Eukaryota, Metazoa, Arthropoda, Thecostraca, Balanomorpha, Balanidae. The record is from RefSeq and is a predicted model, not a curated record. The coding region runs from base 223 to 1122 and encodes 299 amino acids.